UCCACUGCCGGGUGGAGGGGCAAGGCGAGUGUCCUUAUCCUAGCGAUUGGGGCCCGGGCCUGGGAGCCAGUUGGAGUCGCGGCAGCGUGAGCGAUCGGGCCGAGCGGAAGCAGACAUGUUGCUCUUCGUGGAGCAGGUGACAUCAAAAGGCACUGGUUUAAAUCCUAAUGCCAAAGUAUGGCAAGAAAUUCCUUCUGGAAAUCCAGAUGGCACUCCUGUAACGGAAAGCACUUGGCAUGAAACUGCAGCCACAUCUGGAUCUCAUCCUGAGGGUAAUCCAGAACUUUCAGAAGAUAUGUGCAAAGAGUAUGAAGUCAUGUAUUCUCCCGCUUGUGAAACUACAGGAAAUACUACAGACAUUGAAGAGUCAGCUGAUGGAAUGAUUUUAGGACCAGAAGAUCUGAGUUACCAAAUAUAUGAUGUUUCUGGAGAAAGCAAUUCAACAAUUUCUACAGAAGAUUUAAAAGAAUGUCUGAGAAAACAAUUAGAGUUCUGUUUCUCACGAGAAAAUUUAUCAAAGGAUCUUUACUUGAUAUCUCAAAUGGGUGAUCAGUUCAUCCCAAAUGGACCGUUGGCCAACAUGGAAGAAAUACAAAAACUGACCACAGAUCCAGAUUUAAUUCUUGAAGUCCUCAUUUCUUCCCCUAUGGUACAGGUUGAUGAGAAGGGGGAGAAGGUGAGACCAAGUCAUAAGCGUUGCAUUGUAAUUCUCAGAGAAAUUCCUGAAACUACACCGGUAGAGGGAAGUAAAAGCGUUGUUUAAAAAUGAAACUGCCCAAAAGUCAUAAGCUGUGAAUUUGCACACAACAGCAAUUGGUAUAUUACUUUCCAGUCAGACACGGAUGCGCAGCAGGCUUUUAAAUAUUUAAGAGAAGAAGUUAAAACAUUUCAGGGCAAGCCAAUCAUGGCAAGGAUAAAAGCCAUUAAUACGUUUUUUGCUAAGAAUGGUUAUCGAUUAAUGGAUUCUAGUCUGUAUACUCAACCCAUUCAGACUCCAACCCAAUAUCCCUCACCAGUCUUUAUGCAGCCAGUGUAUAACCCUCAUCAGCAGUACUCAGUGUAUAGUAUUGUGCCUCAGUCUUGGUCUCCAAGCCCUGCACCCUACUUUGAAACACCACUGGCUCCUUUCCCUAAUGGUAGUUUUGUGAAUGGCUUUAGUUCACCGGGAUCUUAUAAAACAAAUGCUGCUGCUGUGAGCAUGGGCCGACCAUUCCAAAAAAAUCGUGUGAAGCCUCAUUUUAGGUCAUCCAGUGGUUCAGAACACUCAACAGAGGGCUCUGUGUCAUUGGGGGAUGGACCAUUAAGCAGAUCUAGUUCAAGGAACUUUCUCUCUGAACGGCAUAAUACUACAGUAGUAACAGGGAGUCAAGAACAAGCUUAUCUUCCAAAGGAAGCUCCCAUUUUACAGAUGGAACAGAAUGGGGACCUUGUUAGGGGCAGGAGGGCUCUUUUCAGAGGUCGGAGGCGAAGAGACGAUGACAGGGUCCCAAGACCUCAGCCUUCAACAACUGAAGUGAAGGCUCCAACACCAAAGUUUGACUUACUAGCUACAAAUUUUCCUCCCUUACCUGGAAGCUCGUCAAGAAUGCCAGAUGAGCUUGUUCUGGAGAAUAGAAUGUCUGAUGUUGUUAAAGGUGUCUGCAAAGAAAAGGACAAUGAAGACUUGAGAGUUAGUUGCCCAGUUCCUGCAGAGGAUGAACAGGCAGACAGUGCUUCUGCCCAGCAACUUCUGCCCAGCAGAAGUCCCGGUCCUUCGUGUCCAACUGAGCUUCCUGUGUUAAGCACAACUCAGCAAGAAAAGGACCAACUGGAGGAUUCUACAGUUCCAAAGGAUGCUCUCAGUCAGAUGACUGUACCAGUUUCUUCUCCAGCUACUGCAAAGCCAUCAAGGGCAGACACUGCUUCACCUUGCAAUAGUAACACCAGUGUACCCACCGCUGUGAAUCUACAGGAACCUCGAAAGUUAAGUUAUGCUGAGGUGUGUCAGAAGCCUCCUAAAGAGCCAUCUCCAGUUCCUGUCCAGCCGCUACGGGAACUGAGAUCCAAUGUUGCGUCUCCCACCAGAAAUGAAGAGAAUGGAUCUCCUGAGAAACCUGUUGAAAAAACAUAUGAGAAACCAGAAACAAGGGCUAGUAAGGAUCAUUCUGGCUUCCGCGGCAGUGCCAUUCCCAGGGGAGCAGCUGGAAAAAUCAGGGAACAGAGACGGCAGUUUAGCCAUAGGGCUAUACCUCAGGGAGUGACUCGACGUAAUGGGAAAGAGCAGUUUGUGCCACCCAGAUCACCAAAGUAAAACAAACAUAACAGAAGCUACUCAGAAACUUCUCUCUUCCCACUACACUUGAGCCUAUAUUGAACUGUCUUGGAGGGGAGGAAGUAACCAGGAAAGAUGGGAAGUAUGUCCUUAAAUAUUAUGGAUUUUGGAAUUGUAAGAAAAACCCAAAAUUCAUCUCUAAAUGAUUUUCAAAUGCUGGAGGAUUCCAAUCAGUAUAAAUAUAUAUAAAUAUAUAUAUAUAUACACACAUAUAUAUAUAAAUAUAAUUUUUCUAUUUUUGUUUUUGAUUUUAAUUUGCAGGGAUUUUCUGCCUGGAAUCAAUUUUGAAAGUUCAGAUUUAGCUUGGGAGAGAAAACAAAAAACAUUAUACAUCCUUCAGUGUAGGAGACGAGGGAGUGAGAGAAAAUAUUUUUUGAAGGAACAUUUCUGUAAAAAUUAGAAAUUACUUUUUUUAAUCUAUUUAAAGUUUGGCUUGAAGAAUGCCAUCUCUGACAAAUGGCCUUGUGUUGCAAAGCAGAUCAGUGGCUGGGGAUCUGUUCUGGGUGUGAGUGUGUGCAAAGUGAUUGAAGCCAAAUCUGUUGUCAUGUUAGUAAAUGAUUUAAAAACUGAAUGUAAUACUUGAGUAGACUUUUGUAGUUUGGAAUUUAGUUUGUUUUUUGACAUUACUAAUAUUGUAUUGUAUUGAGCUAGCUAUUAAGCUUGAUUGUGUGUGAAGCUGUGACUACCAAUCAGUUUGAUAUUCAAGAGAAAUAGAGAUUAUUCAAAAACAAUUGAAAAUUUCUGUUUUAGACCUGAAUACUGGAUAGGUCAAAUAGAUUUCAGAGGUUCAAACUGCCCUGUGACUUUUUUUUUUUUUUUUUU
Arvicola amphibius (Eurasian water vole) is the source of this 3133-nucleotide messenger RNA. It is a transcript of the gene Larp4, whose product is annotated as La ribonucleoprotein 4. Gene Ontology annotation, biological process: positive regulation of translation. The record is from RefSeq and is a predicted model, not a curated record. NCBI's taxonomy places the organism in Eukaryota, Metazoa, Chordata, Mammalia, Rodentia, Cricetidae. Gene Ontology annotation, cellular component: cytoplasmic stress granule; cytosol. Gene Ontology annotation, molecular function: mRNA 3'-UTR binding.